Penicillium nucicola is the source of this 1680-nucleotide messenger RNA. RefSeq names its product general amidase GmdB (gene gmdB). The coding region runs from base 1 to 1680 and encodes 559 amino acids. The record is from RefSeq and is a predicted model, not a curated record. The transcript has 5 exons. NCBI's taxonomy places the organism in Eukaryota, Fungi, Ascomycota, Eurotiomycetes, Eurotiales, Aspergillaceae.
AUGGCAUCCAACUCGACACCCCCGACCUGGCAAGACCUCGUCGCGCAAAAGCAAAGCGAAUGUCAACAGAAGAUCCCCCGCGAAUGGAUUCUGAGCGGGGACGUUCUGACCGAUCUCCCGCCCCAACUGUUGGAGUACGACCUGCCCCGUCGCAGCGGACUUCUGUCUGAAAACGAGUUGGAUAUUACAGAGAACUAUACAGCCAGUCAAUUAUUGGUCAAGUUAGCCUCGGGCCGUGUAACUGCAUUGGAUGUCACAACUGCAUUUUGUAAACGGGCUGCUAUCGCGCAGCAAGUUUUAUCCUGUCUGACAGAGACAUUCUUUCCAGCGGCACUCGAGCGCGCCAAGUAUCUCGAUGAAUACCUCCAACGAGAAGGAAAACCGAUUGGACCUCUCCACGGCCUACCGAUCAGUCUGAAAGACAGUUUCUGUGUCGAGGGCACACAGGCCACAGUUGGAUAUGUCGCUCUCCUCAAAGACGGCCCGUCGAAAACGAGCUCCGCGCUCGUGAAGAUGCUCUUGCAGCUCGGAGCGGUACUCUAUGUUAAGACAAACAUCCCCCAGACAAUGAUGACGGCAGACUCCGAAAACAACAUCUUCGGCCGCACCUUGAACCCCCAGAAAACAAACCUCACAGCCGGCGGCUCCAGCGGCGGCGAAGGCGCCCUCGUCUCAUUCCGUGGAUCCAUCCUAGGAAUAGGAACCGACAUCGCCGGCUCGAUCCGCAUACCGGCUUUGUGCUGCGGCGUGUAUGGCUUCAAGCCGACAGUCAACCGCAUCCCGUUCGGCGGGCAGGUAUCCGGCGCGAUCGAGGGCAUGCCCGGACUGAUUCCUGCUGCUGGGCCGCUGGCGCACAGUAUUGCUGAUUUGAAGUUGUUGAUGAGUGCUGUUGUUGGUGAUGGCCGUGCUUGGGAGUAUGAUUCCAGUGCUGUUAGUGUGCCCUGGCAGGGCAUCCCGCGUGGUAUCAAUGAUACGGCGAAUGGGGGCUUGACGAUUGGUGUCCUGGGUGAGGACCAGCAGUUCCCGCUUCAUCCGCCUGUGAAGCGGGCUUUGGAGUCUGCGGUUGAGGCUUUGACUCAGGCUGGACAUCGGAUUGUUCGGCUUCGUGCUGCUGCUGGGGAUGAAUUGCUCAGUUUGUCUUAUGCUUCGCGUCUGGCGUUUCAAUAUUUGAUCUAUGGGCCGCAUACGGAUCUCAUUGCGGAGGCUGGUGAGCCUGUUGUGGCAUCUUUGGCUAAAGGUGUUACGCCUAUGUUUUCUGGUUCUUUCCCUGUUGAACAGGGUCUGGAGCCAUUUGAUACGAUUCUGGGGUUGUAUGCGGCCAGGGCGCGGGUUUGUGAUGCUUGGCGGCAGACUUGGGUUGAUCAGAAGCUUGAUGUUCUCUUGGCUCCAGGGGCUCAGAAUACUGCGGUUGGCUUUGAUACCUAUGGGUGGCCUCCCUAUACUGUUCCGUGGAACUUGUUGGAUUAUCCUGCGUGCAUUAUUCCAUACGGGAAAGCAUCCAAAGAACUUGAUCCGGAGCCGAUGAGUGCUUUGGAUGAUGUCCAGCCAAGCUAUAUCCCCGACGAAGUCGAUGGUGCACCUUGUGCCAUCCAAGUAAUCACACCCCAAUUCCAGGAUGAGAAGUGUCUCUGGGCAGCGGAUAUCAUUGACAAGGCGCUGGCUACUUACGGCAAGCAAUAG